GUAAAAAGUACACAUAUGAUAAUUAACAUGACACGUCUGUAAUAAAAUAUAAAUGAUAUUUAAUUGUGUUGAAUAAAAAUAAUGUUUUUAUAAUUUCGCGGGUUGUAUUUUAUAUUUUAAUUUGAUAAUAAAUAAAAAUGGAAUUUUUUAAAAAUAGUUUUAAAUCUGUUUUGGGUGCACCAGAUCCUGAAAAUCAACCAACUGGUGCUGACACUGUUGAAAGAUUGGUGGAUAGAUUAGAGUCUUCGAGUUUAUUAGAUGAUCGUAGAGAUGCAUGUCGUGCAUUAAAAGCACUAUCACGAACUUAUAGAGUUGAAGUUGGUGCUCAAGGUAUGAAUUCAGUACGACAAGUAUUGGAAAUGGAUCGUACUGAUUGUGAGAUUGUUGGUUUAGCUCUUGAUACUCUUUGUAAUAUAACAAGUCCAGAAACAUUUGACGAAGAAGUUGAUAAACAUGGUAAAAAUUCUAAAAUUGGUGAACAAUUUACCGAAAUAUUUAUAAAACAUCAGGACAGUGUUGGUCUUGUAUUGUCUGCACUUGAAGAUUUUGAUUUUCGUGUAAGAUGGCCGGCAUUAAAAUUACUUGCUAAUUUAAUAUCAAAUAGACCAAAAGAUAUACAAGAAAUAAUAUUAAUAAUGCCAAUGGGAGUUUCGAAAUUAAUGGAUUUAUUGAGUGACAGUAGAGAAGUUAUUAGAAAUGAUGCAUUAUUAUUAUUAAUCCAAUUAACAAAAGGUAAUGGAAAUAUACAAAAAAUAGUUGCAUUUGAAAAUGCAUUUGACAGAAUAUUUGAUGUUAUUAAUCAAGAGGGUGGUGCUGAAGGUGGUAUUGUUGUUGAAGAUUGUUUAUUAUUGAUGUUAAAUUUAUUAAAAGGUAAUGUCAGUAAUCAAAAUUUUUUUAAAGAAGGAAGUUAUAUUCAACGUUUAACACCAAUGCUUAAAUUACCAUCAAUUGAUGAUGUAAAUUCAGAUGAUAAUAAUAGUAGUAAUGUUAUUAUUGGAUGGAGCCCACAAAAAGUUGCAAAUGUACACUGUAUGAUACAAGUAAUACGUGCACUUGUUGCACCAAGUUGUUCUGCUCAAAUAAUAUCUGGUUGUCAACGUAUUAUGCAUGCUUGUGGUUUACUUAAAUCACUUUGUGAUAUUUUAAUGGCCAGUGGUGUACCAGCAGAUGUAUUAACAGAAACAAUAAAUGCUGUUGCUGAAGUUAUAAGAGGUAAUAAUAUUAAUCAAGAAUUUUUAUCAAAUGUUACUGCACCAAGUACUCCACCACGACCAGCAAUUGUUGUAUUACUUAUGUCAAUGGUUAAUGAAAAACAACCAUUUCAAUUAAGAUGUGCAGUACUAUAUUGUUUUCAAUCAUUUUUAUAUAAAAAUAAUAUUGGUAAAAAUAAAUUAAUUCAAACAUUAUUACCACAAAGUAAUGAAACUCAAUUAUUAACAACUGGACAAUUAUUAUGCGGUGGUUUAUUUUCACCAGAUCCAUUAUCUAAUUGGUUUUCAUCAGUAGCAUUAUCACAUGCAUUAAUUGAUGAUAAUAAUAAUAAUGAAAAAGAACAAUUAUUACGUGUAUUAUUGGCAACAAAUAUUGGUAAACCACCAGUAACAUUAAUGCAACAGUGUAUAUUAUUAUUACAACAAAGUAAUAAUAAAUUACAAAGUAAAUUAGGUUUAUUAAUAUUAUUAUGUAGAUGGAUAAGUUAUUGUCCAUUGGCUGUUAAAACAUUUUUAUCAAUUGAUUCAUCAGUAUCAUAUUUAACAGCAUUAUUAUCUGGUCAUGAUAAUAAUGAAGAUGUACAAGAAAAUCUUGUUCAAAGUAUGUGUGCAUUUUUAUUAGCCAUGUGUGUACAUUUUAAUGAUGAUCAAGUACCAUUGUAUACUAAAGAUAAAUUAUGUAAUUUAAUUGAUAAACGUAUUGGUCUUGAAAGAUUUCAAGAUGCUAUUGGUGGUACAACAAGACAUGAAAUUUAUUCACGUACAUUAAAACAUCCACAGCCAUCAGCUAAAAAUCCAUCUGAUUUAUUACUUGAUCAUGAAUUUUGUCGUUUAUUAAAAAUUCUUGAAGGAGCUGUUUCUGAAUCAAUAAUUAAAGGAAGUAAUUCUGUUAAUGAAUCUGCUAUUAAAAAUUCAAAUAACCAAAUAAAUUCAAAUUUAUCUGGUAAUUCUUCAGCUCUUGUUUCUCAAUACAAAGAUCUUAUACGAGAACAAGAUGAUGAAAUUCAAAAAUUAAAACAAUCUAAUGAAAUUUUGAUAAAAGAAAAACAACAGCUUGAGCUCAAGGUUCAAGAAUUACAAACAGAAGUGAGUAAUUUAAAAGAUCAGAAUAUUGUUUUACGAGCUGCCCAAACAAAUUUAAAUGAUGAAAAAGAUUCAUUAACAAAUCAUAUUAUUAAAAUUGAGGACAGUUCUGCUACUGAUGUUACUAAUCAUGAUAAACAAGAAUUAAUUAAGUGUCAAAAUAUUAUACAACAAUUACAGUUACAAAUUAAUGAGUAUAAAUUAAAAUUACAAGAACAGGAAUCAAGUAAAGAAGCAAUUAAAAAAAUUGAUACAUUGUAUAAAGAAAAAACAGACGAGCUUGAUAAAUUAAAAAAAGAUCAAGAAGAUCUUUUAGAACUUUUAGCUGAUCAAGAUACUAAAUUAAUCUUGUAUAAAGAAAAAUUGACGGCCUUGGGUGAAAAAAUUGAAUCUGAAGUUAGUUCCGGUGAAGUUGAUGACGAUACUGACGACCAACCAGAGUCAAGUAAUUAAAAUUAUUAUUAUUAUUAAUAUUAUUCCGCAUUUCCAAAUGCACAAAGGUAUUAUUUAUAGUAAAAAAUAAAAAAUAAGAAAAAAAAAAUAUAUAUAUAUAAUAAUAACUACUAUAAUAUUUUUAGUUUUAUUUAUUUAACUUAUUAAUAAUCCACAGGUGAGUAAUUACCUAUUAGAUAAAUAAGUUAUUUACUACUUUUAAUAUUUUAUUUAAAUAAUUAUUUCAUCAUACUAUUUUUACUCCUUACAUCUUCUAUUUACAUUUACAUAGUUUAUAAUAAUAAUUAGAAAAAAAUGAAUUAAAAAAAAAAGUAACGAAUUAAGCUUGAAGUUGACGUUGCUUUAAAACUGCUUGAACGCAUUUUGCCAUUGUUGGUGAUGCUCUUGAAACUACGUCAGUCAUGAAAAAUUGUUCCAAUGAUUUUUGUUUUACAUCAACUGGAUCUUGUAAAAAUGAACCUCCGGUUUUCUAUUUAAACAAAUAAAUUUAUUUUUAUUAAUAUUAACUUUUUUAACUUUUUAAAAUAAAUAAUACUUACUUUGGAUAAUUCAAGAGCUUGGGCAAAGUAAUUUGCUGGUUCAACAUCACCAUAUCGUACUAAAUGUGGAGCUAUUUCGGUAAUUCUAUCACGAACUUGAGAUAAAUUGUCAUAUGGCAAAUCAACUCCGGAAAAUUCAGCGAGAGCUCGAAUUAUUUUCCAAUCAGGUCUUGCCAUACCUGGUGGUGUUAAUGCUGGUGCUGUUUGUUGUGCUCUCCCUUCAGUAUUUACGUAACUUGCUGUUUUUUCAGUAUAAGCAGCUCCUGCCAAUACAACAUCAGCAAUUGCUGCUCCAUGAUCACCAUGACUGCCAAUAUAAAUAAUAAAUGUAUUUGGAAAAUCUUCUCGUGUUAUAUUUGAAUCAUCAGCUCCAAGUAAAAAUAAAACUUUUGGUUGUGAUUUUUUUAUUUCGCUUAAAGUUGUUGUACCAUAACCCAAAUCCAAUGCUGCAACUUGUGAUGCAUUUGUGUGUAAAAUAUUUAAUACUUUCCAAUCAGAGACCUGAAAAAAAAAAAAAUUAAAAAUUAAUAUAAAUAAUAAUAACUUUGAUGAAUUUUUAUUAUACUUUAGUGUUUUCUCCCAAAACUUUAGCAAGCUCUUGAGUUGCAGAAAGAAUUUGUUGUCCAUCUUUUCUUGUCAACUGAUCAGCCCCCAAUAUAAUUAUUGGUUUUUUAGCAUUACGUAAAAUUUCAUUAAAUGGAUGUUUAUUAUCUUUUAACUGAUUUAUAAUAUCUGGUGAUUGUCCAAGAUGUUGAUAAUUAUAAGUAAGAUCAACUUUAGGUCCAAUUAAUCCAAUAUUUUGUUCAUUAUGUAAAUAUCCUUUUCUUAAACGUGUAUUUAUCAAUGGUGCUUCAUAACGUGGAUUUGUACCAAUUAAUAAUACAGCAUCAGCUUCUUCAAUAUUUUGUAUUUUAUUAUUUAAUAAAUAACUACUACGUAAAUCAAUACCAGAGCCAUCAUUUGGAUAAGUUUGUUCGGUGGCUAAUAAUUCACCACCCAAUUUAUUAACAAAAUCUUUUAAUAUAACAAGUGAUUCAGCAUCGGCUAAUUUACCAGCAAUAACAGCUGUUUUACCAGAUGGUAAUGCUUCAAGUUUACGUGCUGCUGUUAAUAAUGCACCUUCCCAUUCAACAUUUUCUAAUUUAUUAUCAAUACGCACCAUUGGUGUUAUUAAUCUUUGACGUUUAAGACCAUCACAAGCAAAUCUUGCUUUAUCACUUAUCCAUUCUUCAUUAACUUGUUCAUUAACACGUGGUAAUAUUCUUAAUACUUCACCAGUUCUUGAUGAUACAACAAUAUUACUACCAACAGCAUCAGAUAUAUCAAUACUAUCAGUACGACGUGUUUCCCAUGGACGUGCUACAAAUGCAUAUGGCUUACUUGUUAAUGCACCAACUGGGCAUAAAUCAAUAAUAUUACCAGAUAAUUCAGAUAAAAACAUUUUUUCAACAUAUGUACCAACUUGCAUAUCAUUACCACGUCCAGUAGUACCUAAAUCAUCAAUACCAGCAACUUCUGAUGCAAAACGUAUACAACGAGUACAAUGAAUACAACGUGUCAUUAUUGUUUUAACUAAUGGACCAAUAUCUUUAUCUUCAACAGCACGUUUACCACUAAAAUCAAUAUCGGUAAAUCUACUACGAUCACUACCAAAUGCCAUACUUUGAUCUUGUAAAUCACAUUCACCACCUUGAUCACAAAUAGGACAAUCUAAUGGAUGAUUAACUAAUAAAAAUUCCAUAACACCUUCUCUUGCUUUACGUGUUAAAUCAGAAUUUGUUUUAACACGCCAUCCUUUCAUAACAGGCAUUGCACAAGCUGCUACUGGUUUUAAUUGUUUUUCUAUUUCAACUAAACACAUACGACAAUUACCAGCAACAGCAAGACGUUCAUGAUAACAAAAUCUUGGUAUUUCAAUUCCGAUUUUAGCUGCUGCUUGAAGUACAGUUGUACCUGGUGGUACUUUUACUGAUUGAUCAUCAAUAAAUAAUUCAAUUAAAUCAUUUGCUGCUGCUGCUGGUUGUUGACAUUUUUUUGAUGAAGUUGCAAUACCAGAUUUACAAAUAAAUUUAAUACAAUUUGAUGAAAGAUUUUGAGUUGAAGACGAAACUUGCCCUCCUCUCAGCACUAGAGGAACUCGCAACAUUUUC
This is a messenger RNA of Microplitis mediator, 5436 nucleotides long. It is a transcript of the gene p115, whose product is annotated as general vesicular transport factor p115. Gene Ontology annotation, cellular component: Golgi membrane; cytoplasm; ER to Golgi transport vesicle membrane. The transcript has 4 exons. The record is from RefSeq and is a predicted model, not a curated record. NCBI's taxonomy places the organism in Eukaryota, Metazoa, Arthropoda, Insecta, Hymenoptera, Braconidae. The coding region runs from base 138 to 2747 and encodes 869 amino acids. Gene Ontology annotation, biological process: vesicle fusion with Golgi apparatus; transcytosis; intracellular protein transport.